Molecule: messenger RNA, 1175 nt
Organism: Hypomesus transpacificus
Lineage: Eukaryota; Metazoa; Chordata; Actinopteri; Osmeriformes; Osmeridae
Gene: tcf15
Product: transcription factor 15
Exons: 2
Coding region: 183-794 (203 amino acids)
Biological process (GO): regulation of transcription by RNA polymerase II; developmental process
Molecular function (GO): DNA-binding transcription factor activity, RNA polymerase II-specific; protein dimerization activity; RNA polymerase II transcription regulatory region sequence-specific DNA binding
Source: RefSeq, a predicted model, not a curated record
GCACAAGGAACAUAAUCUUAACCCAUGGCACUUCAAAUGCAAUACAUUUUCGUUUUAAAUCCUAAUUAUUUGAACGUGUUGCAAACAUCGUAUGCUUUGUCAGCCCCUCCACUCCAAGAUGCAUUUGAAGAUUGACUUUGGACUUUAGGCUAGCUACUGAAGAUACUUAACCAAGACUUUCGAUGAUGACUUUUGCCAUGCUGCGGCCCUUGGCCACCCAUCUGGUCUACCCAGAUCUUAGUAUGAUGUCUGAGGAUGAAGAAAACCGAAGUGAGAGCGACGGCAGUUCGGAUCAGAGCUAUGGAUGUUGUGCCACCACAGAAAAAAGACGGAGGAUGUCACGAAAAUCGGGAGGGAACAGUGUUGUCAUUGUAAAGCAGAGGAACGCAGCCAAUGCACGGGAGCGAGACCGAACCCAAAGCGUCAACACAGCAUUUACUGCGCUUCGGACUCUGAUUCCCACAGAACCGGUGGAUAGAAAGCUAUCCAAAAUAGAGACACUUCGCCUGGCAUCCAGCUACAUUUCACAUCUAGCCAACGUGCUCCUGGUCGGAGAUGGCAACGGUGAUGGACAACCCUGUCUUGGCGCAGUUUACGCACAAGGAGACAGCGGUGGAAAGCAACCGCGCACAAUCUGCACCUUCUGUUUAAGCAACCAAAGAAAAGGGAUAAAAGAUGGCAAAGAUUGUCUAAAAAUGAGAAGCGUUGGUUCAACUGCGAAUGAGUCGUUAAACAGAAGACAACACCGUCAUCAGCUCAAGCGCCAAGUCCUCACAUUCUCAGGGAACAUUUAAAGUUGGUCAAAGAUACACAUUCAUAUGCUGGACAAAAAAGAUGGAAAUAGCCUAUAGUGACUAUUUAUACUUGAGAAACACUCAAGAGGUUUUGUGAGAAACCAGGCCUGUGAGGCACAAUCCUUUAAAGAAUGCAGUGCAUUUACAGAAUGUAUUGAUUUGUAAUUUUUUGUAUUUUGUGAACAACACUUGUAUACUACAGUGUACCACAUCAAAUAAAGUAUAUUUUUAUCUUGUUGAUUUUACAGUGACAUAUAUUUUAUGUGAGCCUGAAACAACGUGACUUUUCCUCAGUCCAGUUUUAUCAUAAAUGUAAUUAAGCUGCUUUUGACUGCAUGUCUGAAUAUUUAUUAGAAUUACUGAAAAUGUUUAUUUUUCCCA